CCCUCCCUCUCUUGGGGUGCAGUACUACGAUGGCGCUGGGGUUACUCAAACCCCCCGACUGAGCUUUUAUUUUAGUCAAUCUUCGUUGCACCUUCCUGACAGCAGUACCCACGUCUAGGAACACCCACGUACGAUCAAAACAAUCAAAACAUGACAGUGACAGUGACAGCCUACAGCAUUUUUGUCUGUUGCUCUCACACUCCUAUGUAUUGCAACCAAAAUCACACACUACUAAUUACAUAAAUUUUCACAACAGGAACUACUCCAAAAUCUCCGCAUCUUCAAAUCAUCAUCAAAACCGCUGAACGACAUCCAAAUUCCGAUCCACCAAAAAACCCUCACUUCAUUGAAUCUCCAUAACACCAGAUCAAAACCUCAAACGUCAAUCUAGAAUUGGAUUCAUUCAAAAACUGCAUCUUCUCCACAAUAAAACCAGCGACCAUCGGGGAUUUCCAUUCUUAACAACUGCAACAAAAGUCACAUGAUUCAUUCAGGUCCAAUCUCAAGUCGCAUAUAACCAUCACCAAAAAAAAAAAUAAUAAUAACAAAAAGAAAAAAACUAGUUGGAACUUUCGGCGAAUGUCUGAUGAUGUCAGACGGAGGAUAGACUCUCCAGCCGACGGUCGCAAAUAGCAAAAAUCACUCGCAUCGAAUUAAAAAAAACUAAAGUACCGUGAGAAAGAGAGAAAGAGAAAGAGCGAGAGAAAGGGUGAGUGAGUGAGGAAUAACGAGAGCUUUAUCUUUAUUAUGCGCCGUUGAGUGAAUUGUUAAGUGAAAUCAGAAAUGGCUGCCAACGAACAACAGCAGAAGGAGGAUCGAGAAUCUGGCGAGCCAGCCCAUCACGCUCGUCGCCCAAUGAACGCUUUUUUAAUAUUUUGCAAACGUCAUCGUACAUCCGUACGUACGCACUUUCCUAACCUUGAAAAUCGUGCAGUGACGAGAGUCCUUGGGGAAUGGUGGGCAACACUCCACCCUGACCAGAAGCAAUCCUACAUAAGCCUGGCUCAAGAGUAUAAAGAUGCAUUUCUACAUGCCAAUCCGGACUUCAAGUGGUACAAAUUGCCAGCACCACCUCUAAGAACAUUAACAACACGACCAACAAACAAGAAGCAGGAGAUUGGAGGAUUCGAGAGUACUUCCGAGACAUCAGUCUCUAAUUACGAGUCUUCCAGCUCAGACGUCGGCAAAAAUGCCAUUCAACCUGGUAAAUUAGCUGAUGAAUCCCAAAUCGGUGGUCUCAGUUCCCUCUUUACACCCCAGAAGACUCACCAUGCCAACAAUCAAUCGACAAUUGAUAUGGAAAUCGCUGAGGAUUUAUCCGAGGAUAAUCAUUCUGUACCAAAACCUCCGAAAAAACGUUACACCGAACUGCCAAUAGAUUUGGAUCAAAAACGAGACUGCAAAGUUGAUCUGUUCAGCGAUUGUGGAGAUUCUACUGAGUCAAAUAAUAAUGAAGAGCAUCGGCUGGAUGAGGAGGUCAAUAAAAAUGAGAGUACGUUCAUCGAUGAGAGUGAUGGUGGGAGGGUUGAGGGGAAUUAUAGGGGAGAGAGAAGCUGUAAGGGUGUUAGAUACCAAAAAUUUCUUGCCGAGCAACAAAGGACUUAUGCACCCAUGACCCAUGGAAAACGAAAGAGGUUUGGUGGUGGUGAGAAGCUGGUGAAGGAACGGAGGAAUUCUAUAUCGUCCAAUGUAAGCGAAAAGACUGAUUCAUUAAGUAGCGAGGGGGGCAACAGUACACGCAGCGAUUUGGAGCAUCUUGUUGAUAGUGCUGAGGGGCGAGUUGAAGCAUCCAAGCCAGAGGACACUGAGACUGAAGGAGCUGAACCUGAUCAGGAAUAUGUAGCAUGGAAUACCCGUAAACGUUUCAAAGCAGAAGAUUUUAAUCUAGAGAAAAAAAUUGAAGCUCUGCCAUCACUAAGUUUGGAGGAAUUUCAAGAGAAGAAAAAACAACAGCGCACCAAGAAAAAGAAAGUCCAAUUGAAAUUUCACGGUAAUUUAUCGAAACGUGGUAAUGCAAGUAACAAUCAAGAACAAAUGAAUCUCCUAAACGAUUCUCAUGAGGAAAUGGAAAAGGGUCUGCUGGUUGGAAGUCAAAAACGAAAAGCUAGGAAACAAAGCAUCACGCGAAAUGCAUCCGCUACUGCUCCUAAGGAUCAGGACGACACAGAAGGUGCCCAGUCCUGGUCCCCAGACUUGGAGGCGCUGGCAUGUCUCGCCGAACUCGCUGCCAACCGGACGAAACUUACCAAGUAACUUCGAAUACUUUUUUCUAUGAAUCAUUAAUUAUCAAGUUUGUUAUCAGCAAUGAAUUCUCAGAACCACUGAUAGCGCCACCAUGCUAUAUGUAGCAAAUAAUAAUUCUUUAUCAUCAUCUAUACAUAUUUCUACGAAGAAUUUUACUCUCAACUCUUGUUUCAUAACUAUCGAUUUUCAUUAGAUGUUUUUAAAUGGAAGGGAUAGUAUACUAAAUGCAGGGAUCUAUUUUUCACCCUAUUGAAUGAUUAAAUAAAAUUAUAUUCGAGUAUGUAUCUUGUCGAUUGUCAUAAUAAUGUUCGUUUAUUACGAAUUUCAUAGAAAGAAUAUGUUAUUAAUAUUUUUUGUAUUAUGGAAUUUCAAUGCGGGCGUAGCCUCGAGCAUUGAAUGGCUAAAUUUCUUUUGAAUAUUCAAAUUCGUGGGAAUAAUUGUUUUAUAAAUUUUUAUUUUAAAUCAACUCGUUCGCUAUUGUUCAAUACUUCCUGUGACUGAUUAAAUGUAUUGGUGCUUCGAGAAUGAUUAUAAAAUACAAGCGGAGGGAAAAAUAUCUAUUCAACAGCUAUGGAUAAUAUUUGUGGCGGAGUGAUGAGGACAGAAUAAGAGAUAAGUCCAGAUAUCGCUUACAGGAAGACAUUGAAAGGCAUUAAUCAGAUUAAUAUUUCUCCUUUCGGCCAAAAAUUCGAUACCAUUUUCUUCUGGAAUGACCAAUUAGCGAGAUAAUCCAUUAUUUGAAACGAAUUAAUAAUUAUUAGGAAGUAACAUCGAGACCCUAUCUCUUCAGUUCAGAAAAGAGCCUUCAAAGUUCUUUUACAUUCUCACUCAAUCCUAGCUCUAAGCCAUUCACAAAAUGUUAGUGAUCAUUUAUUACAAUACAUCCGCUGUUAUGUUUUUACCACUUCGCUACUCCGAAUGGGCAUUUUAGAUUUUAAUGGAAGAAGUGAAAAACUGAGCAUAUUUGAUAAAUUGGAAAUUCUAUUAUUCAUAAUUUUAUGAAGUUAUUUUCAUUUUUCUAAUCAAUAUACUCUGAGUUAUUGACAUUUUUAUACAGAGAGUAGAAAAUACUUUUUCAGAGUUUAUUGUGAAGUUUGAAGAUUGUCUGGUGUAAAUAGAGAGUAGCAGUAUUAAAUAAAAAAGUCCUCUUACACUUUGUAAAUGGAAAAAUGAAAGGAGAUAAUCAAAAUGUGUAGAAAGAAUUGGAAUGGGAUUACAGUGAUGUAGAGUAAAAAUGUCGACAUCACAUCAACAUCAGUUCUUUGGGGUAUACCAUGCAAAUCGAGAAAGAUGAUAAUAAAUUUUCUAGGGGUUGCACAGUAAAACUGUUCGAGCAUAAACUGUCAAUCUCGGUUGGUGAAGUACUUAUCGGGAACCAUAGAAGGGAACAAACCUUACUCGCUUAUAUUUUUUGUAGGUUUUCCAAAAUAUCGACCAGAUAGUUUUGAAAGAAAUAAAAAUAUCACCCGCAGUCCGAGUGUUGCCAUAAUAAAUGCCCCCACAAAAAUGUUGUCUUUCUCAAAUCGCAAAGUAUUCUCCUCGAAUAUCGAACCAUUUCGUUUUACCUCUUGACAAUUGAUAUAUAUACACAUAUAUGUACAUUGACUCGUUGUGACUUAUAUGGCAUGAUAAAAAGAAAUGUUUAACAAAAAUCCACAAAUCUAUUACAUAGAUAAAUAUACAUUGCGUGUAAGUACAUACAGCGAUGUUUAGGGAUAAGUUUAACAAGAUAUUGAAAUAUAUAUUUAUAUUAUUUAUAUCGACUAAUGUAUUUUUUCGAAUUUGAAAUUAUCUACUUUACUGAUAGACAAAGGAAAAUUCUUUUUUGAACGCCAACAGAUUUAUGGUUCAUUGGUUGGGAGGAAAGUUUGAGAGACUCGUCUGUGAUUUUGGCUAAAAGAAUUUUUAAUCUUUUAUAUUUUUCUAUUCAUUAAUAGUUAAACUCUUUCUUUCGUUUACUGUAAUGCAUAGAAAACAGAUUUCCUGAGUACAGAAAAUACGCCUACAGUUGUAGGUGAUCAAUGCAUAUGUGUAGGACUUUCAGGGCCUUAACUUACUUGAGCAAACUUUUAUAAUUGUCCAUAUUUCAAAUGUGCCUUCAAUAUGUAAAAAAAAUGUGCAAAGAAAAUUUUAAAAAUGACCAAUUCCACAACUAUCUUUGUGCUUUCUAGGGAAAUAUUCGAAGUGGAGGAAAUCCAUUAAUUUUCUUCUUAACUUUUUUUUUGGGUUAUUAAAAAUGAUUAUUGUGCCGUUAGAAAGGGCCCGGUGCCCACGAUCCAGUACUGAACAGAUAUUUUCCGACGUAUUAAUGAUAAAAUCG
Molecule: messenger RNA, 4564 nt
Organism: Fopius arisanus
Lineage: Eukaryota; Metazoa; Arthropoda; Insecta; Hymenoptera; Braconidae
Gene: bbx
Product: HMG box transcription factor BBX
Exons: 6
Coding region: 784-2253 (489 amino acids)
Biological process (GO): regulation of transcription by RNA polymerase II
Cellular component (GO): nucleus
Molecular function (GO): DNA-binding transcription factor activity, RNA polymerase II-specific; RNA polymerase II transcription regulatory region sequence-specific DNA binding
Source: RefSeq, a predicted model, not a curated record